Messenger RNA from Castor canadensis (American beaver), 1701 nucleotides. RefSeq names its product FKBP prolyl isomerase 8. NCBI's taxonomy places the organism in Eukaryota, Metazoa, Chordata, Mammalia, Rodentia, Castoridae. The record is from RefSeq and is a predicted model, not a curated record. Gene Ontology annotation, molecular function: peptidyl-prolyl cis-trans isomerase activity; protein binding; protein folding chaperone. Gene Ontology annotation, biological process: protein folding; negative regulation of apoptotic process. Gene Ontology annotation, cellular component: endomembrane system; mitochondrial envelope; cytosol.
GCGGGGCCAGGCGUCCGAGCCUGGUUCCCGAGGCGCGGCGGCCGCGGCUGGGGGCGGGGAGGGGGCGCAGGACCCCAGGCGGGGGUCCCGGAGCGGAGUUCCCGUCCCCAGCAGCAUGGCGUCCUUGGCCGAGCCCUCUGAGCCUGCUGCCCCUCCACCUGCUGGAGUCCCACCACUGGAGCAUUUCGAGGUGCUGGAUGGCAUUCAAGACGCAGAGGGGGAGGAGGAGGAGGAGGAAGAGGAGGAGGACUUGAGCAAGCUCCCACCAUUGGAGGACAUGGGACAGCCGUCAGUGGAGGAGGCCGAGCAGCCUGGUGCCCUGGCCCGAGAGUUCCUGGCAGCCAUGGAGCCUGAGCCCGCCCCGGCCCCGGCUCCAGAAGAGUGGCUGGACAUCCUGGGGAAUGGGUUGCUGAGGAAGAAGACGCUGGUCCCGGGUCCACCAGGCUCGGGCCGACCGGCCAAGGGCCAGGUGGUCACCGUGCGGCUGCAGAUGUCCCUGGAGAACGGCACACGUGUGCAGGAGGAGCCUGAGCUGGCCUUCACGCUGGGGGACUGCGACGUCAUCCAGGCUCUGGACCUCAGCGUCCCCCUCAUGGACGUGGGUGAGACGGCCAUGGUCACUGCUGACUCCAAGUACUGCUACGGCCCCCAGGGCAGCCGGAGCCCCUACAUCCCCCCGCACGCCGCCCUGUGCCUGGAGGUGACCCUCAAGACGGCCGUGGACGGGCCCGACCUGGAGAUGCUGACCGGCCAGGAGCGCGUGGCCCUGGCCAACCGGAAGCGCGAGUGCGGCAACGCCCACUACCAGCGGGCGGACUUCGUGCUGGCCGCCAACUCCUACGAUCUGGCCAUCAAGGCCAUCACCUCCAGCGCCAAAGUGGACGUGAGCUGCGAGGAGGAGGAGCAGCUGCUGCAGCUGAAGGUGAAGUGUCUGAACAACCGCGCCUCGCAGCUGAAGCUGGACCACUACCGCGCGGCCCUGCGCUCCUGCAGCCUGGUGCUGCAGCACCAGCCCGACAACGUCAAGGCGCUGUUCCGCAAGGGCAAGGUGCUGGCGCAGCAGGGCGAGUACAGCGAGGCCAUCCCCAUCCUGCGGGCCGCCUUGAAGCUGGAGCCUUCCAACAAGACGAUCCACGCCGAGCUGUCCAAGCUGGUGAAGAAGCACGCAGCCCAGCGCAGCACCGAGACCGCCCUGUACCGCAAGAUGCUCGGCAACCCCAGCCGGCUGCCUGCCAAGUGCCCGGGCAAGGGCGCCUGGUCUGUCCCGUGGAAGUGGCUGUUUGGGGCGACCGCCGUGGCCCUGGGGGGCGUGGCUCUCUCUGUGGUUAUCGCGGCCAGGAACUGACCGCCCCCUCGCUCACCAUGGCCCCCGCCCCGCACUCCCCGACUCCCCCAGGCCUCCUGUCCACGUCCUCCCUGGCCUCGUCCCCCCUGGGUUGGGGGCAGCGAGGAUGGACCCGAGCGGCCAGAGAGCAGGAGGGACUGAGGCCCGCAGGCGAAGGCGAGGUCGGUGGAGGGAGGGCCUCGCCCCGCAGACCCAGUGCUCCCCCCGCCCCUGCCGUCUCCAGGUCUCCAGGCCUCAGUUUCUCCUCAGCAGACUGGGGCAACCCUGCCCCGCCCACCCCCGUGUUGCUGCUGCCCUCUGUCCAGGUCCCCACGUGAAAUAAAGCCCCCACCUGCACUGGCGCCAAGCCUCCUUCC